AUGUCAAAGUUUGAAGAACCGAGUCCAUCAUUAUCGGUUAAAUUGCCCAACUUAGAUCUAGACUCUACAACUCUACCAACCGAUAUUGUGCAGAAGCAAGAUACUGAAGUUAAUGCAGAGACCAAUGAAACUACGCUGAAGCAAAUCGCUGAAGACCCAACUUGCAAAUUUAGCGUGGCGUCGAGUGGAAUUACGCAGGAACUUGAGAAGAUUGAAACAGCUACUAAUGCAUCUCAGACUAUAGCUGCUAAAAAUCUUGUACAAGAGUUGGACGGUGAUUUAAAGGAUCCCUUGCAAGAGGCAACUGAACAGAUUCAAAAACUUUUAAAAGCAUUAGAUAAAUCUCAUAGUGACCUUGCGGCGGUAACGGAACAUUGUGCCAGGUUGCAAAAGCGUCUUGAUGAGUCAGAAGCAGAAAGGAAGGCUAAUGAACGCGAAGCUUCACCAUUAUUGCAGAGGACGAGAACUUAUGAAGGAAAUCAUGAUGGUUCGAAUGCAGAAACGAUUGAACGUCUCGAUGAAUCGAAAGAACUCGAAAAAUUAAAGGAGGAAAACGAACAACUUAAAUUAGAAUUGCAAGCUUGUAAGAAGGAGACCAGACCAUUUACAAAGAUGUAUUUUCGAGAGUCGAAAUCUAGACUGGAGGAAAUUCGAAAGGACAGACUUUACAGUAGACUUCAGUUGUCCAAGGUCGACGAAGCUGACACAAAGAUCCUUGCUGAGAUAAUAAAGGAGCUUAUGCUUACCUUAAAGCUCGAAAAAAUCGACCAGCUUGUUCCGACAAUCGACCAGUUGGACAAAGUGAUGCGUAUUAUACCUCAACUCCGAGAGUUUAUCAAUAAUGUUGUCUUUCUUGCGACAAGCUAUAAUGGAUAUCGGACUGGUUUAAGCCAUAAUUUCUCUACUUAUAGAUCUCCAGCACUAACGAGAUCUCAUAGUGCAAAUACGACUUUGAGUAAUCUGCUGAACGUCCCAUCUGAGCAAACGUUAAACGCAACGUUGGAUACGCUUUCACAGUGGAGAGAUGCUAUAAGGAAUAUGGAAUCGUUUGCUACGCAAAUAUUGCAGGCCUCGCACACUAAUUGGAAUAAGUAUCAUCAUUGUUGA
This is a messenger RNA of Paraglomus brasilianum, 1107 nucleotides long. The record is from the annotation of a GenBank genome assembly. Lineage: Eukaryota; Fungi; Glomeromycota; Glomeromycetes; Paraglomerales; Paraglomeraceae.